AGAGUCUAGGCGUUGCGAUUUUGUUUCUCUUGGUAUUCCAAGCACAUGGCGGCCUGCAGAAUGAUUUGGGAUUAUCCAGUAACGACAGACAGCAGGUGCCGACAAGCGCAAUCUCUGACGACAUUCGGAAGCAGCUGCAAGAUGUUCGGUUUACGUUGGAAAAGUUCAACACGCACUAUCUGAUCAAUUUGGAGCAGCGGAUGAUGAAUAUUCUGACGACGAUGACCAGUCUCGAUAGCAACGUGAAAAGUUUACAGGAAAAGGCACAGGUUUGGGACGUCUUUCAGCAUCACAUUGGGGCUUGGAAUGAUCACAUCAAGUCGGUGGACCAAAAGAUGGAACUGUUGAAGAAGGCACACGAAAGUACACCACCAGCGCUAGAAACACGUCUGUCGAACCUGGACUUUAAAGUGCAGCACGUGUUCGAUAAGGUUGAUACAAUCAACGAAAAGUUGCACGACAUUACGAAAACUGUGUAUGCCUUAUCCAGUGCCAAUCGUGCCCGGCGAAACGAUCGCGAAUCAACUGAUCAAGGCGCAGUAAUGACCAAGAUCAGUUCUCUACAGAAGCAACUAAAUCGCUUGGAGUCCAGUUCUGCCAAUUGCCAGAAGAAAAAUGGAAACGGAAAUGGUGGCACCAAAGUGAAAAAGGAAGUUCAGGAGUUUGAAGAUGAGGUUGAUGAUUUCCUGGACAAACUUGCAACAAAGAAGCUAAAGGAUAUUGCUGCAAAUCGUAAGCACGGUCGAUCUCUGGAUAGUUUAACCAACCUGCUUCGAACCGUCGAUGAACGGACUGUAAGGAUCUACGACCUGGAAGCGAAUCAGUUUGAGCAGAUUCUGAGUUGCUGCAAACAAACCGAUCGCGAAAUAACGACAUUCACGAAUAGUGCGGAUAUUUUAUUGAAACGCAUCGAACGGCUGGUGAUCAACGUUGAUGCUAAAAUUGAAACUCGAAAUCUACAACAAUGCGAGCGAAAUAGUUCUACGAAAGUUGAAGACGACAUUGUAACGGAUCUUGGAAGUGGCGAAGGAGCUGUCCCGACUACAACUGAGAAAGAUUACAAAGCAAUCGAAAUCGAAAUUGAUGAGCCGGAAGUUUCAGCCGAUUUUCAUCAACCGAGCAAGCAAGGCUGCCACCAGCUUACGAUCAGACAAAACGGAGUCUACACCUUCGGCGAGAUAGAGCUGAACGAGGCCAAUCGAGACUUCAACAGACGCUACUGCUACUUUGCUACCGACGGACCAGCCUGGACCGUGAUUCAGCGACGCAAGUUGGACGAUUUGCAGGAAAACUUUAAUCGCAGUUGGAACGAAUACAAAUACGGAUUUGGAGAUUUAAGCCAUGAAUUUUGGCUCGGGAAUGACUUCAUCAACACAUUAACCUACGACGACAACGUUGAGCUGCGAGUUGAACUGUGGGAUUUUGAAGGGAACUCGGCCUGGGCUGAGUUCAAAACGUUUCGAAUCGAUUCCGAGAGAUUCAACUACAAUUUGAUGGUGAGCGAGUACCACGGAAAUGCUUCGGACGCGAUGAGCUAUCACAACGAUCAGGACUUUAGCACGUUCGACCGGGCUAACGACAAAUCGAACGGAUCUUUUGCGUGUGCUUUAACUUAUGGAAGCGGAUGGUGGUUUAACAGCUGUGCUGAGUCAAAUUUGAAUGGAGUCUACUAUGCUGACGAUCCUAAGGCGCACAAAUCUACGGGAAUCUUGUGGGAAACAUGGCUCGGUGAUUAUUCGCUGAAGGAGUCCACCAUGAUGAUUCGAUCAAGAGAAGUGUGGACGACGGAAGGGGAACCACAGGAUCCUUAACAACAAAAAUCUUUAUUUCGACAGCAUGAUCAUCAAACAUGUAAUAAUUGUAUUCAGGAUACUUUUCAAUCCCUUCAAAUUAUGAUCUUAACGUACACACAACUGUAUUUAAUCCAUCCUAUUCCAAUAAAAAAUGAUUUUAUAAUGCUUUUA
Culex pipiens pallens (northern house mosquito) is the source of this 1964-nucleotide messenger RNA. Its product is annotated as fibrinogen-like protein 1. Bases 201 to 1811 code for a protein of 536 amino acids. The record is from RefSeq and is a predicted model, not a curated record. The transcript has 4 exons. NCBI's taxonomy places the organism in Eukaryota, Metazoa, Arthropoda, Insecta, Diptera, Culicidae.